Molecule: messenger RNA, 1721 nt
Organism: Pimephales promelas (fathead minnow)
Lineage: Eukaryota; Metazoa; Chordata; Actinopteri; Cypriniformes; Leuciscidae
Gene: kcnk6
Product: potassium channel, subfamily K, member 6
Biological process (GO): potassium ion transmembrane transport; stabilization of membrane potential
Cellular component (GO): plasma membrane
Molecular function (GO): outward rectifier potassium channel activity; potassium ion leak channel activity
Source: RefSeq, a predicted model, not a curated record
UGGCCAACUUCUCUCAGAGGGUGGAGGAUUGUGAAAGGGUGGAGUUAAUCAGUCCAACACAUCACUGCAACAAAUUAACAAUCACUUUCGUCGCGUUUACUCGCAAAUCCCACCAUGUCCACGGCGUUCAGGUCUUGCUUUGUGCUCAGUGGCUUCAUCCUAGCGUACAUCACUUACUUGAUAUUGGGAGCGCUUGUUUUCUCUGCCAUCGAGCGGCCCGUCGAAGAGACCCUGAAAUCAGACCUGAACUCCCUGAAAGCUGAGUUCCUCAACCUGAGCUGCAUCAACGCUACGGCCCUUGAAGGUUUCCUCGAGAGAGUUUUAAAAGCGAAUAAAUACGGCGUGUCGAUCCUUGAAAAUGCCUCGCUCCGUACAAACUGGGAUUUGGCGUCUUCACUGUUCUUUGCCAACACGAUGGUCACGACAGUGGGAUACGGCCACACUACGCCGCUCUCUGAUGCGGGUAAAGCGUUCUCCAUCGUGUAUGCUUUGAUCGGAGUGCCCUUCACCAUGCUGGUGCUCACAGCCUGCGUCCAGCGCCUCAUGCACCCCCUGACCUACGGGCCGAUCUCCCUGUGCCAGCAGCGGGCCGGCCUGCACCGCCGCACGGCCAGUGUUGUGCACUUCAUCGUACUGAUGGUCCUGGUGGUGCUCGGCUUCUUCGUGAUUCCGGCGCUGGUGUUCAGCGCCAUAGAAGAAUCCUGGUCUUUCUUGGACGCCUUCUACUUUUGUUUCAUCUCCCUCUGCACUAUAGGACUGGGGGACUUUGUGCCAGCAGAAAAGCCAGGACAGAGACUCAGAGCUUUGUACAAGAUAUCAGUCAUGGUGUACCUGUUUGUGGGCUUGAUGGUCAUGUUCCUGGUCCUUCGCACGUUCCACAAGCUUGCAGAUGUGCACGGGUGGACCGCUUUCUUCCAGCUGCCGAGUUGCGAGGAGGAAGAUGAGUAUAAAGAGCCAAUAAUAGAUGGCAAGCCUGAUGACGAAUCGCCCGAGGCUGAGAAGGCCUCAAUAAAGCAGCGGGAUCCCAACUCUCAAGUGUCCUACAACUCCAUAAAUGGAUAAAAUACUAGAUCUUUCCUCAUUCGCAUAAGAUCACUUCUUUCUGCUUUGUCCUGCACUGGUAAGUUGUCUUUAACUGCAGCACCUCCGAGGUCAAGUCAGUCGAGUAUGAACACGUGCGAUACAACACACCUCACUGUUGGGCAGAACAUCUUGGAACAAAGCAUCUGGGUGGAUUGUACCAUUUUCAUGAACCAUAUGAUUAUUUUUUCCCUGUUUGGAGUUUUCAAAUUUGAUCUUCAAGACUUUAGUAAUGUUGCCAUUCUUUUAGGAAAUUGAAAACGUGCUCAUUGUGUCCUACGUGUGAAUGUUCUCUGUGGUUUUGUGUAGGAUUUGUAACUGAUUGCUAUUUUCAUAUUCAGAUAUAUUUCCAGACUAUUAAUUUUUUUUUUUUUUUUUUUUUGGACCAAGACCUCGCAAUCUUGACAGAAGAACAGGAAGACAAUGCCGUCCAGUAUGAAAUGAAUUGAAUCAUUGCUUUCUGAGCUAGCUGAUGUUGGUUUUUUAUGCCUUGGGAUGUGUGGAUCUUCAGAAGCACUUUAUAACUGGCUUUUUACAUUUUAUAAUUGACAGCCAAUGACUGAAUGCUGGACAGUCUUUAUUGUGGUAUUGCACAUUCAUUCAUUGUUCUUUGUAUUAUUAUUAUAUAGUAAAUGUUGGAU